Molecule: messenger RNA, 1530 nt
Organism: Uranotaenia lowii
Lineage: Eukaryota; Metazoa; Arthropoda; Insecta; Diptera; Culicidae
Product: protein CDV3 homolog
Exons: 2
Coding region: 113-871 (252 amino acids)
Cellular component (GO): cytoplasm
Source: RefSeq, a predicted model, not a curated record
UGCUGCUGCUGGCCGUGUCAGUUCAGUCAGUCGCAGAGAAUUUCAUACAGGCCUGGUACAGAGAGAAAGAAGACACUUGCCACCACGUUGUUGUUAAGCUGCUCUGGUAAUAAUGGCCGAUUUAGAUGAUUUCUUCGCUAAAAAGGACCGCAAAAAGGGUAAGACGGUGAAAAAGUUUACCACGGCCGAGGAACUGGCCAAGAAGAUCGAAGACACGGCGAAGAAAGCGGAUGCCAAGAGGAAGCCAACCAUUCUCGGGGGAGCUGGUGCCGAUGGAACUGCAGCUGCUACGGCUGCUUCUGCUGCCGGAGGUGAUGGAACCGGUGCCGUCGAUCCUCCGGUGGCCAGCAAACCGGUCGAACCGGUGGUCGAGGAAGAGUGGAAGGAAUUCGAGGAGGAACGCAAGGAUUACAGUGGACUGAAGUUGGCCCAGCUAAAUAUUUUGAACCAGGACAGUAGAGAAAAUGCUUCGGGUGAGGACGGAAACGAAAUGGGAGGUGGCAACGAUGGCGAAAGUGGCGGUGGCAGUGGGGAUAAAACUGGUGCCGGGGCCUGGAAAAAACUGGACAGCUCAGCGUCAGGAGAUCGGCAACAGCACGAACAGCAACAACAGCCUCGCCCCGGCUCCAGCAUCCACAUGGGACUGGGCCUGGGACUGCGCAAUCGACCGACCAAGAAGACCGCCCCAGAUCUGAAGAACGAAGAGUUCUUCCCCACACUCGGUACCGAGGUGCCGGAUCCGAAGAUCAAGAAGGAUACCACCUUCGAAGAAGUGAAACACGGUGGCCGAGUCCGGCAGUCGGAUCUGCCGUCGGCUGCUCCGCUGUCUGUAGGUAAUCGAUUUACCUCCCUGAGCAAUGACGCCAGCUAGAGACUUCCGCCUCAGGGGGGCCACCACAAAACCAUUCUGAUUAUUAGAAUUUCACACUCUUGCAUCAUCGACUGGUCGUUGAAAUUGGCCAAUGAAAAAAAAAAAAAAAGAAAAUCUUCCUUGCGGCGCGAGCAACAACGAUCCACGUUUAGGCGCUUUCUAGGUUUUGUAUUGUUUUUUUUUUACUAUUUCUGAAACUAAAAAAUAUACAUAUGGCAAAUACUACAAUUCUGUAUUUUGUGCUCUACACAGACUGCUCAUUACUGACUAGGGGAAAAUAGACUCUUCUAAUUGCAACUCACUGUUAUUUAAAACCGUGGCAACUCAUGGCAGACGACUGACCAGGAUUAGUGGGCUGUUGGGGAACACGCUUGGACAUAGCAAAAACAGAAAAGAAAACAUCCAAAGAAAUUGGUUUUCUUUAUCGAACGCAUUUAUAGAAGAGGAGUUUUGCUCUUCAUUUUUUCAACUAUGAUUUGCCAGGCAGACAGCGGGAUUGGUUCUAGUUUGUUAGUCCGCGUGGUUUUUUGUUUUGUCCCUCUUUUCCAUAACAGUGUUUUAUUAUAAUUAAUCAACAAGAUCCAUUUGAAUAUUUGGUUGGUUCGUAAUGUAUUAAAAAUAGAAAUGAGAAAACAAAAAUAAACAACUUAUUACAAAUC